This is a messenger RNA of Heterobasidion irregulare TC 32-1, 882 nucleotides long. RefSeq lists its product as uncharacterized. The transcript has 4 exons. Gene Ontology annotation, molecular function: isomerase activity; carbohydrate binding. Gene Ontology annotation, biological process: carbohydrate metabolic process. NCBI's taxonomy places the organism in Eukaryota, Fungi, Basidiomycota, Agaricomycetes, Russulales, Bondarzewiaceae. The record is from RefSeq and is a predicted model, not a curated record. Bases 1 to 882 code for a protein of 293 amino acids.
AUGCCGGUCCAUAACACCCAAAGCAAAGUGACCUUGAACCACCCAAAGGGGCCUUCUGCCGAAAUUCUGCUCUAUGGCGCAACCGUCACGUCGUGGAAGGCGGCCAGCCCAGCCAGCGAUGGAUCCUUCCCGACUGAACGCCUCUUUGUCUCGUCCAAGGCCGCUCUAGACGGUUCCAAGCCCGUGCGCGGCGGCAUCCCCGUCGUCUUUCCCUGCUUCGGGGCCCCGGAGCAUCCAGAACACGUCAAGCUCAGCCAGCAUGGAUUCGCGCGCAACUCCGUGUGGGCGUUCGACUCCGUCGUUAUGGACAAUGACGCGGGCGUCUCUGUGCGAUUCACUCUCCAGCCUGACGCGAGCAUCGCGGCGGUAUACGCCCGCUCCUUUGAGCUCGCAUAUGUCGUCACGCUCGCCGAGCACCAGCUGAGCACCGAUCUGCACGUCACGAACCCCGCCUCGAGCCCCCUUGAGUUCCAGGCGCUAUUGCACACAUACAUCCGCGCGCCCGCAAACGACGUGACCAUCUCUGCUCUCGCGGGCAAGUUUUACAUCGACAAGACCGACCCCGACCCUGCGGCGAAGAACACGCUGAAAGAGGAGAAGCGCGAGAAGGUUGACGUGAGGCGAUUCACCGAUGCGAUCUAUGAAAACGCCCCAUCCAAGGUCCAUGUCAUCUGGCCUGGAGGAGGGCUCGAAGUGAGAAUGACAGAGUUUAAGACUCUGACGGUGUGGAACCCUCAAGCACAGGCAGGCAGCAAAAUUGGAGACAUGGAAGAAGGCGGAUGGGAGAGAUAUGUAUGUGUCGAGCCAGGCUACGUACGCGGAUUCAAGAAACUUGAGGCUGGCAAAACUUGGAUCGGGCAACAGGUCCUAACCGUCCUUUGA